Molecule: messenger RNA, 1414 nt
Organism: Phragmites australis (common reed)
Lineage: Eukaryota; Viridiplantae; Streptophyta; Magnoliopsida; Poales; Poaceae
Product: peroxidase 2-like
Exons: 2
Coding region: 227-1285 (352 amino acids)
Biological process (GO): response to oxidative stress; hydrogen peroxide catabolic process
Cellular component (GO): plasmodesma; plant-type cell wall
Molecular function (GO): peroxidase activity; heme binding
Source: RefSeq, a predicted model, not a curated record
CCAAGUCAACCGUGCUGAGUUGUGCCUCCCAUGUUCUUGCUGACACUGAACUCAACAGCCCAGACCACAAACAUUCUUCUUCUUCUAACCACCGGAUGUUGUACUGUCGCUCCUCGUUCUAUAAAUAGACGCGCGAAGAAGCACCUCUCGUCCAUCACUACUCACUUCUUCUCUCGAGCUAGCUCUUGUUCGCACACGCACACAGUAGCUGCCUGUUCGUUCUGAGAUGGCUAGGCUUGCCGUUCUGCUCUUGCUUUUGUUGCUCGGUUCAGUGACAUGCAAAGCAGACUACGGUUACCCCGGCCCGGGCUCGGGCUCGAGUUCAGGCUAUGGUUACCCCAGCCCGGCCCUGAGCCCAACCCUGAGCCCUAGUGCCGGCGGCCUCGUCGCCGGCUUCUACGACAAGUGCCCGAAUGCCGAAGAGAUCGUGAGAGGUGUCGUCGAGAAGGCGGUGAAACAGAACCCUGGCAUUGGGGCAGGGCUCAUCCGGAUGCUCUUCCAUGACUGCUUCGUCGAGGGGUGUGACGCGUCCGUUCUCCUGGACACGAGCGCGGCGAACACGCAGCCGGAGAAGCAGGCCCCGCCCAACUUCCCGAGCCUGCGCGGCUUCGAGGUGAUCGACGCGGCCAAGGCGGCGCUCGAGGCUGCCUGCCCGAACAACGUCUCCUGCGCGGACGUCGUUGCCUUCGCGGCCCGUGACGCCACCGCCGUCCUCAGUAACGGCAGGGUCCGCUUCACGAUGCCCGCGGGCCGCCGCGACGGGCGCGUAUCCAACGAAAGCGAGGCCCUACGGUUCCUGCCCCCGCCGUCGUUCAACCUCACCGAGCUCACCGCCAGCUUCGCCGCUAAGGGGCUCGACGUGGACGACCUUGUCGUCCUCUCCGGCGCGCACACCAUCGGCGUGUCCCACUGCUCGUCUUUCGUCCCGGACGGCCGUCUGAACUCGUCAACGUCCGACAUGAAGCCGGCGCUGGCCGACUCGCUGCGGCGGCAGUGCCCGGCCAGCCCGAACGCGACCAAUGACCCCACCGUGGUGCAGGACGUGGUGACGCCGAUCACGCUGGACAACCAGUACUACAAGAACGUGCUCAACCGCAGCGUGCUGUUCACGUCGGACGCGGCGCUCCUCGAGUCGGGACAGACGGCGGUGUCGGUGCUGCUGAACGCGAUGACCCCCGGUCGCUGGGAGGACAAGUUCGCCAAGGCGAUGGUGAAGAUGGCCAGCAUCGAGGUGAAGACAGGCGCAGCCGGCGAGAUCAGGAGGAACUGCCGGAUGCUCAACUAGUCCGAUCUAGUAUCAGACGAUCUUCCAUACUGCUGCAUGGUUGCUUUUCUACACGCUUAUGCUUGAGUGCAAGCCGUACUACUUUGCAUGAUGCAUGUUCUGCUGUUGAUGUCCAGUCCUUGUAAUGUC